GUUGUGAUGAGUGUGGAGGUGAUGUGUUGAUUAGGGGUUGUUCUCUCCCUCGAAGAACUCAGUGGUUUCCUUCCCACUCUCUGCUUCUUCUCAAUCGACCAUCUUCUUGAAAAUUUUAAAUACUUCUCCUUACAUGAAACAUGCUCAGAACAAACCAAGCACACUCAAACAACACCCAUCCAACCGAUCAACCGCCAUCAGAGAAACGAAGAAGGACCGGCAAGGAUACCACCUCGCAUGGCCCCACCUUGGAGGUCGCACUGGUGGAUGUCGACCUGGUCGUCUUUGGACGCUACGAGAUCAACGCCUGGUUCCCAUCUCCAUACGUGAUCGAUCAGAUAGAGUACCGCCAAGCAACCUUAAACAACCAUCCAAACCCACCCCCUCCUCAACCAAAUCAACCAACAGCACCACACUCGAAACGACAGAGUAAUGGGCCAUUCCAGGGUAAGAAAACUAAGAAGGGAAACAACAAACAUCCCACCCAGCCUUUCCAGGAGGCACCCCACAAUACCCUACCCACCUCACCCUCCAACUCAAGCCCACCACAUCAACAGCAGGAGAACAUCAACCAUCAUCAAGACCGAAAACGCGAUCGGUCUCCGAGCCCAGACUCCCUCUCGUCCUUGGAAUCUACCUCAUCGGUUCCCUCAAAUCACUCAGACCUACAUCCAACUCAUCCCCUCCUCCCCGUCCCACCUAAGCAUCUCUACCCCACUCCACAGUCUCAUCCAUCCAGCCUCACUUCCGACACCGGCCCAAUCAAGCCAACCCCUACCUCAAACCAUCUCCCUCAGCCCGAUCCUCCUCCCGCUCUCAAGUUAUACGUCUGCGAUGGAUGUCUCAGAUACUUGUUUUCAUCCGAGGCGUAUCUCCAACACAAGAUGCGGUGCAACGUGACUCAUCCCCCAGGUCGGAAAGUAUACCAGAGUGGGAACUUAAUCAUCCGGGAAGUCGACGGAUCUAGGGCCAAGUUAUACUGCCAAUGUCUGUGUCUAUUCGGCAAGCUAUUCAUCGACCACAAGUACAUCUUCUUCGACGUCGAAGGCUUCAACUUCUAUGUCCUCACCAGCGCCGAAUCAGAUCAGAGGACGGGAGGGAUUCGGGAGACCAUCAUGGGGUUUUUCUCAAAGGAGAAGGUCAGCUACGAUGGCUAUAAUCUAGCAUGUAUCGUCACCCUCCCCCCGUAUCAGAAAAAGGGCUAUGGGACCUUGUUGAUCGAGUUUAGCUACGAGCUUGACCGGUUCGAGGCCGACAAAGAGAUCGGCUCGUUUCGUGACGACUCCCGCAAGCUGAUCCUAGGCACCCCGGAGCGCCCCUUAUCGACCCUGGGCGCCCGGGGAUAUCUGAGCUUCUGGACCGCCGUUCUCGUCCGCUUCUUCCGCACGCUCUUCACCCCUCCACCGCCGCGUCUCGGGGCCGAACUGGACAAGCAACUGGGCACCAACAAGAAGAUUCCCAGGACGGCGAAGAUGAUGGCGACACCGGAGAAGACGAUCGAGAUCUCCCUCGAGGAGAUCUCCCGGUCGACCCGACUCAGAUCUGAUGACGUCGCCUUCGCACUCAUCAGCUCCGGCCUCGCCAAGCCCAAACACUCCACCGCCAUCUCUUCUUCAUCCGACUCGGAACCCAGCCAUGAGCCUGACCGCUUUCCCGAAAGCUUCCUGAUCACCCCCGAACUAGUCGAACUGGUCGCCCGCAGAGUCAACGUCAAAAGCGCCAUCCUCGACCCCAGACACGUCCUCCUCAACCAGGCCGACCCCCAUCAUCUUCACGACCUCGAUCCUCAUCUUCCCCUCCACAACGGUCUCCUGCCCCUCGAUCACCCUCCUCAUCCUUCUUCCUCCCCUCCGCCCCAUCCUUCCGACUCCGACUCUGCCCUUCAUCCUUCUACCCCCGUCUGUCCUCCCCUGCCUAUCUUCCUCAGAUCUUCUAAGAACUCCGCGUUCUCAAAUUGUGCUCCGUCCCGCAAAUCCUCCGCAUCUUAACCCUUCCUAAAUAAACUGCCUUCUUCUUCUUCUCUUUCUCACGCUUUCUCAAUCCUCUUAGCUCAUGUUAUAUGGUUAGACACUUUCUUCCUCCGGGCUUCCUGACCCUCAAUUAUCCCCCUUCGGAACCCCCUCCUCCUCCUUCUUUUUUUUUGUGCCAUUGUAUGGGUUUCUUCUCUUCUCUCACUCACUCUCUUUUUUUUCUUUCUUACUUAUGUUGAUCUCCUUCAUGAGAAUCAAGAUAUACAUCUCCAAAUACACUUACAUAUGUUUGCAUAUCUUGUAGUUCCCAACGAUUAUUGGUCACAUGUCCUGUUUUUUUUUUUUCUCAGGGUCCACAUUUUCCUGAAGAAAAUGUC
This is a messenger RNA of Puccinia graminis f. sp. tritici CRL 75-36-700-3, 2347 nucleotides long. RefSeq lists its product as uncharacterized. The record is from RefSeq and is a predicted model, not a curated record. Gene Ontology annotation, biological process: regulation of DNA-templated transcription. The coding region runs from base 141 to 1988 and encodes 615 amino acids. The transcript is spliced from 3 exons. Lineage: Eukaryota; Fungi; Basidiomycota; Pucciniomycetes; Pucciniales; Pucciniaceae. Gene Ontology annotation, molecular function: histone acetyltransferase activity.